GGCCGUUGGGUCGUGACGUCAUAAUUAAUGGCGCACAUACUCGAGGCCGCUUAAAGGAGGGAGCCGAACCUCUAGCGGAAGGGCGUUUACGGUGGCACUAUGACGUCGACUAAACCAAGAUUAGCUUGGGCAAAAGAAUCCAGAGACCCUAGAAUUUCAGAAGGUCAACAGUCUCCACUGGAGAAAAAGAUCCUGAGUUGUGGUGGUGUGCAUACAACAGCAGCAAGGCACUUGGUAACUCAGAAAUGCCACGAGGAGAACAGAGCCCUCUGCAGGGAGCAAGCUCGUUCUCUCGACUACUGGCUCGCAAAAGCAGAGUCGUAUUAUAAUAAAAGAAUAAUGGACAUGAUGAAAAAAGACAAAGGUGGUGAAACAAAGACAAAAGUGGAAGAGAAACAACCACCACCACACACAGGGAAACAGAAACAGCAUGAUUGGGUGCCUGAGAGAGAGAAGAAGCAAAUAGAAAGGCACAUUCAUAGAACAGGCCAGGCCAGAGAAUUUAAGGACAAACCCUGGAGACAGCAGCAACUCUUCAGUGAAUCUACACUACCCAAAAUUAUGCUAGAGAAGGAUAGCAUCCCGAAAGCACAGAAGAUAAGACAGGCACGUGAGAGAGAGCUGCUCCAAAUUAAAGAUCACCAGAAGCGCAUGAUUCGAGGGAGGGAACUUCUACAGCAAAGGCUCGAAGAAAGAAUCUUGAGAAAAAGCCUGAGCCAGAUCCCACUUCCUGAGAAACACGUUCGAGUGAAGAAACAGAGAAAAGAGUUUGAGAGGGUAGUUGCAUACCCACUUUUCCAGCCAUCCAAUACUAGUCGGAUUAAAGUGGAUAUUCUUAUGGAAAAAUCUCAGGAUGAAAAGGACUUGAGCACAAUUAUAAAACCUUUUGGAAGGAGAUUCUUAGCUGUACCGCCCUUUUUGAGAACUCAAAUAGGAAAAAUAAAGGAUCUGUAAAGUUUCA
Arvicanthis niloticus (Nile rat) is the source of this 961-nucleotide messenger RNA. RefSeq names its product RNA polymerase I subunit H-like. The record is from RefSeq and is a predicted model, not a curated record. NCBI's taxonomy places the organism in Eukaryota, Metazoa, Chordata, Mammalia, Rodentia, Muridae.